CAUCCCUAUCACCCACACGACACAUCGCCUCGACCGGGCACGCACAGUCGAAGAUGAGGCGAUCCACGCCUCUCUUCGCCAUCUACUCCUCCAAGUCAAGACCUCCCGAUCUUGGCCAACACGUCUACGCCUUUCGACACAAAGAGACCAACCAGGUCUUGUACUCUCUCUAUCGCAGUCUCAAUGGAACUCGCUCUCUCCUUCAACUCCCUGACAUCGGCGCCAAUACUGCCCAAGCGACCGGCACCAUUCGUCGAGAUCUAUGGCAGCCUCUCUUCUCUGUCUCCUUCCCUCCAGCGCCCUCGCCAGCGAAUCCGAACGAGAACGUGCAAGGCCUGCACGCGUAUAGGCGACUUCGCGAAUGGCGGAGACUACACGAGCUCUACUGGAAGCCGCCCGCCUCCCUCAGCCAACCCUACACCGAGCAGCAAAAGGAGGCGCUGCAGAAGAGGCUUGAUGAGCGGGGAGGCAGCAAGAAGGAGACAAUCUAUAACUUGAUCAAGCGCGAGAAGAAGAAGGUCCGGCGGCGGGAGGUGAUGGAUCAAAAGGCGAAUUCUGUCGCAGAUCUCGCAGCGGUGUUGAUUGAGCAGCAGGAGGAAGGCGCUGUAAAGGGUGACCAUUCAUACAUACAACGACGACAGCGCCGUUUGGAUGAGGUGGAGGAAAUCCGGGAAUUGAGUAUGGCCGCGAGUAAGGACGGAUUCCAGAAGCUGGAUGCCGAGAUCGAGGCCCUGAAGCCCUACGCUGAGCGGCGGCUGGGUUACCGGAAGGAAGACGGCGCCAAGCUGAGCCAGAUCCGAGCACGCAGGCAAAUUUAUGAUGUGGAGGCGAAGAAGGCGCGGAUGCAGGCUGCCGUUGACGCAGUCGCCGCGUACCGCGAGGAGUUGCAAAAGACACAAGAGCCGGAGAGACCAGCCAAAUUGUCCACGCAGGUAGAAGAUCUGAUUCCCAAAAACGACCUGGACCAGCAAAAGGCUUUAGCUGCUGCGCAACAGCAAGUAUUGGACGGAAGUCUGGCAAAGCGAAUCAGCAAGCAGGAGGAAAGGGUGCAGAAGGCUAAAUUGGCGCAGGAGCAGGCUGUCGAGCACCUGCAGCGAAUGGAGCAGCAGCAAGAGGAGGCUCUCAAGAUGCAGCCGGACCCGGUGCCGGCUCCAGACUUUGGGCAAGAAACAGAGCAGAGUGAUGCAGCUCUGGCGGAGCCAAUGGAAGCCCAAGCUCAAGCUCAGAAAGAGCGCCAGCACGCUCAGGCUCCGAUUCAAAGGGAAUACAAGCUGGCUCUCAAAUACGCCCAGAAAAGGGUUGAACAAGCUCAAGCUCGGGCUCAAGGACGUCUCGAUACCGCCAAAACCCGGGUUGAACAGGCUCCAGCCCUCAUUGCCGAAGCCCAAGCCGAGCUCGACCGCCUUACAACCCUCCACAACGAAGCCCUCGCCCGGAACUCCGCCCUCUUCGACGACGCCAACCGCUCCGAAACUGAAACUCCCCUCUACCCGCUCCUCCCAUCUCUGCCCCCCGCCCCACCCCUCCCAGCAGACCUCUUCCCCCCUAACGCCCUCCGCGCGCACAUCCGCGCCCAGAAUCGUCAGCAAACGCCCUCUUUCAGCAUGCAAGGCGUGCGCAUCAAAUGGAGCGAUCCUCUCGAUGCGGAGUUUGCGCAGGCCUGGCCGCAAGCCGUGGAGCAUGCGCCUAUGGGGUUCGCGCGGCCUUCGGGCAUGCCGAGUCCGACGGCGCCGCCGAUCUAUGAUGCGGCGGAGAGGCGCGAGAGGGCCUAUUCUUACUUGGCGCGGAAGGGUGAGGCGAGGAACCGGGCUGUGCGGGAGAGGGCGGAGGCUGUAUUGAGUGCUGUCGAUGGGGUUGCUCGUCAGGGAAGGAUGCAGAAGCGGAGGGUGAAGGAGGAAGCGGUGGCUGUUGCUGACUGAGCUGUAGUACGGUUUUCUGGCUCGUUGCAGCAUUUGGCUGCCGGUUAUCCUGUGCUGGACAAUGGAUGAUGCAUGCGGGAAUUGUGUGGGAUGGAAGCAUGGCUGGAGCAUAGUUGUAUAUAUAUCGCACCAUAGUGCGGACGAGACCUUUCAGUCGACUGGUAGAUCGCUGCUCAAAAGACACUUCCGAGU
Messenger RNA from Neohortaea acidophila, 2111 nucleotides. RefSeq names its product transcriptional regulation of mitochondrial recombination-domain-containing protein. Gene Ontology annotation, cellular component: nucleus; mitochondrial large ribosomal subunit. Gene Ontology annotation, molecular function: single-stranded DNA binding; DNA strand exchange activity; structural constituent of ribosome. Gene Ontology annotation, biological process: positive regulation of mitochondrial DNA replication; DNA recombination. The coding region runs from base 54 to 1919 and encodes 621 amino acids. The record is from RefSeq and is a predicted model, not a curated record. The transcript is spliced from 2 exons. NCBI's taxonomy places the organism in Eukaryota, Fungi, Ascomycota, Dothideomycetes, Mycosphaerellales, Teratosphaeriaceae.